Microcebus murinus (gray mouse lemur) is the source of this 951-nucleotide messenger RNA. RefSeq names its product olfactory receptor 5AL1-like. Gene Ontology annotation, molecular function: G protein-coupled receptor activity; olfactory receptor activity. Lineage: Eukaryota; Metazoa; Chordata; Mammalia; Primates; Cheirogaleidae. Gene Ontology annotation, biological process: G protein-coupled receptor signaling pathway. Gene Ontology annotation, cellular component: membrane. The record is from RefSeq and is a predicted model, not a curated record.
AUGGCCAAAAGCAAUAACUCAGAAGUGACUGAAUUCAUUCUCUUGGGACUCACAGACAGUCCAGAUCUUCAAGCCCUUCUUUUUGGAAUCUUUCUAGUGAUUUACUUAAUUAGUGUCAUGGGUAACCUUGGGUUAAUUAUGCUAAUUUCUAUUAGUCCUCAGCUUCAUACACCCAUGUAUUUUUUCCUCAGCCACCUAGCUUUCAUUGAUCUUUGCUAUACUUCCUCUGUUACCCCUAACACCCUGGUGAACUUCCUCCAAGAAUUUAAAAGAAUAUCCUUACCUGCUUGUGCCACUCAGUUGUUUUGCUUUGUCAUGUUUGUGGUCUGCGAAGUAUAUAUGCUCUCAGUUAUGGCGUGCGACAGAUAUGCGGCCAUCUGCAACCCCUUACUCUAUACCAUUGUCAUGAACAGAAGGGUCUGUACUCAAAUGGUGGUUGGCACAUAUUUGUAUGGCUUUUCUGUGGGACUGCUCCAGGCAACUCUUACAUUCCACUUGUCUUUCUGUGAUUCCAAUGUAAUAAACCACUUCUAUUGUGAUGAUGUUCCCCUGGUAGGUCUGGCCUGCCGUAAAACACAUUACAAACAUAUAAAGGAACUGAUGUUGUUCAUAUUUGCUGGUUUCAAUAUACUUUUCUCUCUUCUUAUUAUCCUUGUCUCCUACAUAUUAAUUCUGUUGGCCAUUCUGAGGAUUAAUUCUGCUGAAGGGAGACAAAAGGCAUUUUCUACUUGUGCCUCCCACCUGACUUCCAUCACCAUAUUUUAUGGUACAGUUAUCUUCAUGUACAUGCAGCCAAAAACAAAUCAUUCUCUAGAUACAGACAAAAUAGCUUCUGUGUUCUAUAUUAUAGUAAUUCCCAUGCUAAAUCCUUUAAUAUACAGCCUGAGAAACCAGGAAGUCAAAAAUGCUUUGAAGAGAAUUAUGGAAAAGGUAUGUUCUACUAUAAAAUAA